AUGUUCUUCUCGUUCGCGCACGUCUUCACCGCGCUGUCCGCGCUCUCCUACGUUGGACUGGCCUCGCCGCACCCGUCCCGGUCUGCUCGCUCGGCAACCGCAUCGGCGGGGACAACUCGACCUCGUCUUCCGGGGACGGCUCCGGUUCCAUCUCCAACUCUACUCCCCUCCAACUCUACCUCCGGCUCUAACGGCACGACGACUUCAUCUUCUGGCCCUCACUGGGUUGUCUACAGUGACUCCUGGGUUUCUGGCGAGAAUGGCCCGCCCGACGCUUCUGUCAUUGGUGGCUACAACGUCUUCAUUUGCCAAGAAUGGGCAUCUCUCGACGAUACCACUCGCUCCACCAUCAAGGCCGCCUACAAGGCCGCAGGCGUCAGCCUGAUGGUCUCCGCUUUCGGUUCGACCGAGACUCCGACCAGCUCUGGCACUGACCCCACGUCCGCCGCCCAACGAUGGCCGCGUGGGUCAGAAGACUUUGACGCGUUCAACGACGGCAGCGCCAUCGAGUGGUUGGAGACUUUCACCACCGCGCUCCGUUCCGCGCUCCCCGCUGGUCAGUACAUCAUCACGCACGCCCGCGGCAGCUACCUCGACAUCGACGCCAAGGUCGGCUCCAUGAUCGACUGGUACAACAUCGCCGCGAACAACAUCGACCUCAACAAGCUCGUCAUCGGCAAGCCCGCUUCUGCUGCCGAUGCGAGCAACGGUUACAUGGACACCGCGACGCUCGCGUCCUGCGUGUUGCAGGCUCAGUCUAAGGGAUGGAAUGCAGGUGUCAUGACGUGGGAGUACCCCACGGCUGACGCCUCAUGGAUCAGCGCCGUCCGCGCGUCCGCCUUCCCCGUGAACUAA
Fomitopsis serialis is the source of this 855-nucleotide messenger RNA. RefSeq lists its product as uncharacterized. The record is from RefSeq and is a predicted model, not a curated record. Bases 1 to 855 code for a protein of 284 amino acids. The transcript is spliced from 7 exons. NCBI's taxonomy places the organism in Eukaryota, Fungi, Basidiomycota, Agaricomycetes, Polyporales, Fomitopsidaceae.